This is a messenger RNA of Spodoptera littoralis (African cotton leafworm), 510 nucleotides long. Lineage: Eukaryota; Metazoa; Arthropoda; Insecta; Lepidoptera; Noctuidae. The record is from the annotation of a GenBank genome assembly.
AUGGAUGAAAGUAGAGUAACGAAGGAAGUAUACAGAGCGGAUAUAAAUGGCGCCCUAGACGGACAUAUAGAAUUGAGACUAUGGAACGGCUCUCUAAGCUACAGCUACUGGCACAAACCUGGCGUGAUCAGGCUAACGAAGGUCUACAUCUUCAACGUAACUAACCCUCAGGGGUUCCUGGAGAACGGAGAGAAACCGAAGCUGGUGGAAGUCGGGCCUUUUGUUUAUAGCCUGUAUUCGUCCACUGCUGGACAUAGGCCUCUCCUAUGGCACGCCACUGAGCUCGGUCUUCAGCUCUUCUCAUCCAACCACUGCCAGCCACCUUGCAGAUGUCGUCACUCCACCAAGCUGGAGGUCGUCCUACACUGCGUUUGCCCAGACGCGGUCUCCACUCUAGAACACGUUUACCCUAACGGUUAUCCGUUCUUCGACAAAUGUGACCGGCCCACUGCCACUUCAGCUUACUGGUCCUUUGGGCUAUGUCGGUGGAUCGGUUUAUUAUACCUUUGA